Molecule: messenger RNA, 657 nt
Organism: Fraxinus pennsylvanica
Lineage: Eukaryota; Viridiplantae; Streptophyta; Magnoliopsida; Lamiales; Oleaceae
Source: the annotation of a GenBank genome assembly
AUGGCGGGAGGAUAUAGGGCGGAAGAUGAUUACGAUUACUUGUUCAAACUGGUUUUGAUUGGCGAUUCUGGUGUUGGAAAAUCGAAUUUACUUUCGAGAUUCACGCGCAACGAGUUCAGUUUGGAGUCAAAGUCUACGAUCGGCGUUGAAUUCGCCACCCGAAGCAUUAGUGUAGAAGAUAAGAUCGUCAAAGCCCAGAUUUGGGACACCGCUGGCCAAGAACGAUACCGUGCAAUCACAAGUGCAUACUACCGGGGGGCAGUUGGUGCUUUGCUUGUUUAUGAUGUCACUCGACAUGUCACAUUUGAGAACGUUGAAAGAUGGUUGAAAGAGCUCCGAGAUCACACAGACCAGAAUAUUGUGAUAAUGCUUGUGGGCAACAAGGCUGAUUUACGUCAUCUACGUGCUGUCUCCACAGAGGAUGGUAAGGCUUUUGCCGAGAGAGAAAAUACAUACUUUAUGGAGACAUCUGCACUCGAGUCUAUGAAUGUUGGGAAUGCUUUUACGGAAGUACUCACCCAAAUAUACCAUGUGGUUAGUCGGAAGGCACUUGAUAUUGGGGACGACCCUGCUGCCCUGCCCAAAGGGCAAACCAUAGACGUUGGGACCAAGGAUGACGUUUCAGCAGUGAAGAAGGUUGGUUGUUGCUCAGUCUAA